AUGUUGCUUCCUCGACGAGCACCGCAACUCAGGUGGCAGAGUCUGCGUUGCGCAGUCCUUUCGUCGCCCAAUCGGAGCGCUGCUCUUCCCUGGACAACGCGACGGUGGUGUGCCGCCUCUGCCUCUGCCUCUGCUUCUACUCCUGCUUCUGCCUCUGCUGCGUCUGGCGGUGGUGCCUCUUCAUUAGCUGCUGCUGGUGUUGCUCCGGGUCUCUGCUCUGACGUUGGCCUGGGCGGAUCGGCUGGCGGUAUUACUACAGGCGCUGACAGCACCGCUGCUGCCCCUAUCAACCCCCCUAUCGCCCCCCCUUUCAGCGCCGCUACCAGCACCACUACCGCUGCUGCUGCUGCUGCUGCCCUGGCCAGGAUGGGUCCCCGUGCCCCGCCCCCUCCAUCAGGCCAAAACUCCUCCGCCUCCUCGCAAGCUUCCCAGUCUCUUCAACCCUCCCGGCGGACUGCGCAAAUUGCUGCUCACCUGUCUUCUUCUUCACCACCACCCCGCGAGGACACCAGCGACGCUUCAUCCACGCCGCCAACCGCCACCAUGGCCAACUACACCGUCCGCAAGGUUGCCCCCCAGAACACUCUGGAGCACCGCGUCUACAUCGAGAAGGAUGGCGUGCCCAUCUCGCCCUUCCACGACAUCCCGCUCUUUGCCAACCAGGAGCAGACCAUCCUGAACAUGGUUGUCGAGAUUCCUCGCUGGACCAAUGCCAAGCUUGAGAUCUCCAAGGAGGAGCUUCUCAACCCCAUCAAGCAGGAUGUGAAGAAGGGCAAGCUUCGCUAUGUCCGCAACUGCUUCCCCCACAAAGGCUACCUCUGGAACUACGGUGCCUUCCCCCAGACCUGGGAAGACCCCAACACCGUCCACCCCGAGACCAAGGCCAAGGGUGACAACGACCCUCUCGACGUCUGCGAGAUCGGCGAGCUUGUUGGCUACCCCGGCCAGGUCAAGCAGGUCAAGGUCCUCGGUGUCAUGGCCCUUCUCGACGAGGAGGAGACUGACUGGAAGGUCAUUGUCAUUGACGUCAACGACCCCCUGGCCCCCAAGCUCAACGACGUUGAGGACGUCGAGCGCCACCUGCCCGGCCUGCUCCGUGCCACCAACGAGUGGUUCCGUAUCUACAAGAUCCCCGACGGCAAGCCCGAGAACCAGUUCGCUUUCACCGGCGAGUGCAAGAACAAGAGCUAUGCCAUGGAUGUCAUCCGCGAGUGCGCUGAGGCCUGGGAGCGCCUCAUCACCGGCAAGACCCAGCCCGGCAGCGUCUCCACCACCAACGUGACCGUCCAGCACUCCCCCAGCCGCGUUGCCCCCGAGUCCCUGCCUCCUCUGCCUCCCCACCAGGACCUCCCCCCUGAGAAGAUCGAUGCCUCCAUCGACAAGUGGUUCUUCAUCAGCGGUGCAUCUGCUUAGUAUGCAUAAUUUAUGAUGAAAGUUUGAUGGCGCCAGUGUAUCAAAUCUAUAGUCUUUGAUAGUAUACCCUGCCAGAGUCAAAAAGAACAAAAAAAAAAGGAGAAUCUAAGCUCUGCAGUAAAAGUACAAGAAAACUUUUCCAUGAAGAUGAUAUCGUACAACAUUCCGUGCU
Trichoderma citrinoviride is the source of this 1585-nucleotide messenger RNA. Its product is annotated as pyrophosphatase-domain-containing protein. The transcript is spliced from 5 exons. Gene Ontology annotation, biological process: phosphate-containing compound metabolic process. NCBI's taxonomy places the organism in Eukaryota, Fungi, Ascomycota, Sordariomycetes, Hypocreales, Hypocreaceae. The record is from RefSeq and is a predicted model, not a curated record. Gene Ontology annotation, cellular component: cytoplasm; nucleus. Gene Ontology annotation, molecular function: inorganic diphosphate phosphatase activity; magnesium ion binding. The coding region runs from base 1 to 1413 and encodes 470 amino acids.